Molecule: messenger RNA, 963 nt
Organism: Symbiodinium natans
Lineage: Eukaryota; Dinophyceae; Suessiales; Symbiodiniaceae
Source: the annotation of a GenBank genome assembly
AUGUUCUCAGUCUCAAUUCAUGGCCAGGGCUGGGUUCAGGGGACCUCUGUUUCUGCGACUUGUAAGUACGAACAUCUACUUCAGCAGAGGCUCUUCAAAAAAAGACGGGGAAUUGCUACCGCUGUCUUGCUCAGAUGCUUCAUCCUGAAUGUCCCUGAAACUGCAGCCCUCAUCACAGUCUUUGCUGGGGCUCCAAAGCUUUACUUUGCAGCUCCGAGCAGUCAAACACCUCCCGCCUCCAGCAUCCGCCACCGGGAUCAGCCGAGGCAGGGUAGCAUCCAAGAGGAGUUGACCCAUUGUUUCAACUUCGGCGCCGCGCGCAUGUACUGGUAUUACGUUGCGUUGGUGGGUGAAGCCCGUCGUUUGCAGGAUGAUGUGAGCGAUGGUGAAGAACAUGCCGCAGCCGCGGAGACCCAGGAUGAGGACUUGAGCGAGGCCCUGGCCGCCAUUCAGCAGGCCAAGCGCACCGUGCGGGUGGCCAGGACAAAGCAGCAUACCAUCCGCAUGUCGCGGAAGUACUACGGCGAUGAUCCUUCAGGUGUGGAAGAAUUGGGCACCGGGCCACAAAAGACCAAGGAGAAGCCCCUGAUGAGCAAGCGUGAUCGAGCAGAAGCUGCGGGUCUGGGAUGGGGAGUCCUGGAUGGCGGGGCCACACGGACUUUGGGUAUGGUGGCAGCCAAUGAAGCGGCGAUGGCCCGCAACCGGCAGAAGAAAGGUGAAGAUGGCAUUGCCUGUGUGGACACCACGGCGCACACCCUGGGCAAGAGCGGAGGGCCAAUCCUCCUCAGUGUGGCCACCUUGCGGUUUGUCGGGGCCCUGCUCGACUUCGAGAAUGAGUUGCUGACCCUGCGGGCCUUGGAUAGCCACCAGCCGAUUGACCUUACGGAAGAUCUGUUCGAAGAUGCCUACGUGACCAAGCAAGCAGUCCCCAGUUUGAAGAUGUACGUAGGGGACGUAGAGUAG